Molecule: messenger RNA, 1339 nt
Organism: Hypanus sabinus (Atlantic stingray)
Lineage: Eukaryota; Metazoa; Chordata; Chondrichthyes; Myliobatiformes; Dasyatidae
Product: contactin-6-like
Exons: 6
Coding region: 68-1339 (423 amino acids)
Source: RefSeq, a predicted model, not a curated record
AGGAAUGUGAGACUCUGGAAACUUCUCUGAAUUGACUGGAAAUUUGACUCCUGCUCGGUGCUCGGACAUGUUGCUGCUCGCUCUUCUCUUCACUCUGGGAGUGUUUAACACGAAAGCUGAAAGGGAAGAAGUGGUUUGUGUCCUUGGUUCAUCAGUUUUACUGGAUCCUGAGAUCACCAUUGAUUCCAGCAGUAAUGAAAUCCUUUGGACUUUCAAAACCAGCAACAAAAGCCAUGAUGUUAUUUUGGAUCACAUCCCAGGUGUCGCCACAUUGGAACCAAGUGAACAGUUCAAGGACCGUUUACAAUUCAACGCUUUGACUGGGGCACUGACGAUAAGCAGAUUAAAUGCCAGUGACCAAGGAGAUUACACCUUCACUGUUGAUGGGAAAGAGUUGAAAAUAAUGGAGUUGCUUGUCAUUGAUAAAGUUAAAGAAGAGUUUGGUCUCCUUGGCUCAGCGGUUUUACUCGAUCCUGAACUCAAAGUUGAUCCCAGCAAGAGCGAAAUAAUUUGGACCUUCAUCAGCAGGAGCAUUUUGCAUCAUAUCCCAGGUCACAGCUUAGUGGAACUGAGUGACGAGUUCAAGUUUCGUCUGCACUUUAAUACUUCUAAUGGUGCUCUGACUGUGAAUGGAGCAGAACAUGGUGACCAAGGAGAUUACACCUUCAUUGUGGAUGGACAGGAGCUGAGAAUAAUACAACUGCGCCUCCUCGAUGAACUGUCAGAAGGGUCCAUAUUUACCAACAUCGAAUUACUGGGUUCCACGAUCGAGCUCACCUGUGAAGUCUUUGGAGAUUCGAAUGUGUAUCAGUGGCAGAAGAAUGGAGGGGAAAUCUCCCAGCAUCAGCAACUAACAGAUGAAAACAGAACACUUGUUAUCCCAAGCGCUUCAUUUGAAGACUGUGGAGUGUACACCUGCAUCACAACCAAUCCUGUCAGCUCCAUCCAGGCAAACUACACCUUAAUGUUGCGAGCAUCACCAUCCCUCCAGGGCCUCCUUGACAGCCAGAAGCUUCCGGUUCCCAAUGGCGUAAUUGCUUUUGGACGGAGUCAAGUGACAGGAAGGAAAAGCACAAGGAUGCAGCAGGCUAUCCGCAGACGAGUGCUGACAGAGGACAGCUCCAGUGCCUACUCUGGAUGCAUCUACCUUGACAAUGACUGGCUGUUGCAGCAGCGGGCAGUGGUGAAACAUCGCGUUAGCUCAGAAAAUGCUUGCCAGAUUAAUGUGGUCAUCCAGACUAUCCUGCUCAUCCUGGAGAGCGAUCUCAUGCCGGACCCCUGCAUUCAGCCCACCUUGGAAGGCAGUGACGAGGGAUCUUUUAUUCCAUCCCAUCUCUAA